CAGAGCUCCACCCCCACCUGACUCACCUGAGACAAACCAGGAAACAGUCAGUUCCUGUUCGGUUCUCAGUGAGAAGAGACGCAGCGACAGACAGACGCUUCACUCAGAGACAAAAUGGCUUCCAGAUCAGAGGAGGAUUUCUGCUGUCCGGUCUGUCAUGAGGUCUUUAGAGAUCCUGUUCUUCUGUCAUGUAGCCACAGCUUCUGUAAAGACUGUCUGCAGAGCUGGUGGAGAGAGAAACCAGCACACGAGUGUCCAGUUUGUAAGAGAAGGUCUUCAAAGUCAGAACCACCUUUAAACCUGGCGUUAAAGAACCUGUGUGAGGCCUUCUUACAGGACAGAGAUCAGAGAGCUUCAGAGGCUCUCUGCAGUCUGCACUCUGAGAAACUCAAACUCUUCUGUCUGGACCAUCAGCAGCCAGUGUGUGUCAUCUGCAGAGAUUCAGAAAAACACAGCGACCACAGAUUCAGACCCAUCGAUGAAGCUGCACGACAACACAAGAAGAAACUUCAGGAAACUCUGGAGCCCUUAAAGAAGAAGUUACAGGUUUCUGAACAAGUUAAAGAGGAGUUUGGUCAAACAGCAGAACACCUGAAGGUCCAGGCCCGACACACAGAGAGGCAGAUUAAGGAGCAGUUUAAGAAGCUUCACCAGUUUCUAGAAGAGGAAGAGGAGGCCAGGAUGGCUGCACUGAGGGAGGAAGAGGAGCAGAAGAGUCAGGUGCUGAAGGAGAAGAUGGAGGCUCUGAGCAGAGAGAUAGCAGCUCUUUCAGACACAGUCAGAGCCACAGAGGAGCAGCUGAGAGCUGAAGACGUCUCAUUCCUGCUCAACUACAAGGCUGCAGUGGAAAGAGUCCAGCAGCGCCCCCUGCUGGAGGAUCCACAGCUGCCCUCAGGAGCUCUGAUAGACCAGGCCAAACACCUGGGCAACCUGACCUUCAACAUCUGGAACAAGAUGAAGGACAUGGUCUCCUACACUCCUGUGAUCCUGGACCCAAACACUGCUGGUCCAGAACUCAUCCUGUCUGAAGAUCUGACCAGUGUGAGACUAGGAGAGAAACAGCAGCUUCCUGACAAUCCAGAGAGGAUUGAUGAUUACUGGUCUGUCCUGGGCUCUGAGGGCUUCAACUCAGGGACUCACAGCUGGGAGGUCGAGGUUGGAGACAGUACAAACUGGAGACUGGGUGUGUUAGCACAGUCUGCCCAGAGGAAGGGAGACAUACUGUCUGGAUUCUGGGGAAUAUGGUUCUAUAAAGGUGAAUACUCAGCAUGGUCACCAUCAGCUCGACCCACUGAUCUCCGAGUGCAGAAGAAGCUCCAGAGGAUCAGAGUGAAUCUGGACUGGAACAGAGGAACGCUGUCGUUCUCUGAUCCUGAUACUAACACACACAUACACACCUUCACACACACUUUCACUGAGAGGAUGUUUCCAUUCAUUAACACUGGGGAUGAACUGCAGAUAUCAGCAGUGAAGGUCUGUGUGACAGUGGAACAGAGCAGUUAGAGAUAAAGAGGAUGAUUAUUUUUAUGAUGUUUAUUUCUUAAAGGGAAAAGUCUCUGAAUUGAACCUGUGAAGCUGCACCUGUCCUCCUGCUGCCUCAUUAUUCCAAACGUAUGUUGAUCUUUGGUUCACUUACUGUUUUUCAUUGGUUUCAUUUCUUUUUCUUGUUAUUUAGUUCGACACUUUUAGUUUCUGUUGUCGACCUUUUCACAUGUGAAAUGAUUUCACUCUGUGUCUUUAUGUUUGCUUCGUUUAGCCUUUUCUUUUUUAUGGAUCCUGUGUCAUUUGAAAUAGUUGUCCAUGUUUUAUUAUUUGGACUGGUGUGUGUGGAGCCAUGAAGAGCAGCAGCCACUCUGUGAAGCUGAUGAGGAUCCAGAUAAAGAAACAACAAUCAGUUUAUCAAUAGCUGCAUGUUUGAGCGGCCAAUCAUUGUUCAGAUCCAACAGCCUUCAUUUUAAAUUCUAGUCCAGAUUUUAAAGUUUCCAACAUUAAAAUCAAUGUUUAAUUACAUGUAUGAGAUGUUGACAAUAUAUAAAAUAAAUGUUUUAAAUGAUCCAAAAUCUUUGUACAGUUUUCUGUUUGAUGUAAUGAAGCCGAGAUGAUUCUGUCUGUAAAGUGUUUUCAUUCACUUUCAUCACUUGAAUUCUGCUGUUGGUCAUUUAUUUAAGGUGGACGUCUCAGUUUUAAGGUGGACGUCUCAGUUUGGGUUCAGACUUUAUGUAAUGUUGGAGAUUUAAGAACUGAAUCUGUCUCUCUGUCUCUCUGUCU
Siniperca chuatsi (mandarin fish) is the source of this 2268-nucleotide messenger RNA. Its product is annotated as nuclear factor 7, brain-like. The record is from RefSeq and is a predicted model, not a curated record. The coding region runs from base 115 to 1503 and encodes 462 amino acids. The transcript is spliced from 2 exons. NCBI's taxonomy places the organism in Eukaryota, Metazoa, Chordata, Actinopteri, Centrarchiformes, Sinipercidae. Gene Ontology annotation, molecular function: zinc ion binding; protein binding.